UUUGCACCUCCUACCUUGCACAUCCAAGCCCCUAAACAAUUUGGAACCAUGAAGUGGGUAACGUUCAUUUCUUGUCUUUUCUUGGUCAGCUUUGCGGAAUCCAAACACUUGCCCAGAAGAUACCGGGAUGUAGAACACGACACCAUCAGCCGUGCUUCUGACCUGUCACCAGUGGAGUUCAAAGCCGUUUCCUUAGUCCUGUACUCUCAGCUCAUGCAGAAAGCCACAUUGGAGGAAGUGAAAAAACUGGUGCAUGAUGUUGAAGAGGUUGCAAAGAAAUGUGCUGCUGAUGCACAGUCAGACCCAGAUUGUGCAAAGUCUUUGCGUACUCUUUUCCUGGAGGAAAUUUGUCAUGAGCAAGGUCUAGCUGAGAAAUAUGGAUUUACUGAAUGCUGUGGUAAAGCUGGUGAGGAAAGAAAAGACUGUUUCCUGUCCCAUAAAAAUGCAUCUCGAGGAUUCAUUCCACCCUUCCAACAACCAUCCGUCGAGGAGGGCUGCACAGCAUAUCAUGAUAACAAAGACCACGUUUUGGAAGAAUACAUCUAUGAGGUUGCCAGAAGGAAUCCUCUUGGAAUGGUUGCUGUAAUUGUCAACGCAGCGCAUGACUAUGACGAUGUACUGGAAACUUGCUGCAAGGCAGAAGACAAGAACGCCUGCUUUGGCGAAAAGGCAACAGCUGUUACACGUCAACUAAAAGAAGCCUUUGGUGUGCAGAAACAGACAUGUAGCAUCCUAAAGAAGUUUGGAACAAAACACAUACUGGCAAUUAAAUUAGCUCAGCUGUCGCAGAAGUUCCCAAAAGCUGAUUUGCCAACUCUUUCAAAGAUUGCUCAUGAUGUUGAACAUGUUCAUGAAGAGUGCUGCAAGGGUGAUACACUGGAGUGUUUGCUUGAUAGGAAACAUGUGACAGAAUACGUCUGUAGCCACCAAGAUACCAUUUCGACGAAAGUGAAGGGUUGCUGUGAGAAACCCCUGCUGGAACGAGGACAAUGCCUUGUCCAUGUAGAAAAUGACGACAAGCCUGCAGAUUUGUCUCCAACAGUCAGGGAGUUUAUAGAGGACAAAGAAGUGUGUCAGCACUACACUCAGGAUAAGGAGGCUCAUCUGUCAAAUUUUCUGUAUCAGUAUGCAAGAAGACAUCGUGAGUUGUCAGUUCAGCUGCUUCUAAGACUCACCCAAGGUUAUGAAAAUUUGCUGGAGAAGUGUUGCCCAACUGAGCAUCCUGAAACGUGCCUUGCUGAAGGGGAACAACAACUCAAAAAACACAUUGCUGAAAGCCUAGCAGUAGUGAAGCAAAACUGUGAAAUGUUUUCAAGAUUAGGAAACUACCUCUUCGAAAAUGAGAUUCUUAUGCGCUAUGUCAAGAAAGCACCCCAACUCACAUUUGAGGAACUGAAAAAGUUUUCAGAGAAACUCACCAGUGUUGCUGGAAAAUGCUGCGGUCUGGAUGAAGCCCACAUACUGCCAUGCGCUGAGGGAUAUACGGAUUUAGUGCUUGGGGCUAUAUGUCGGCGACAUGAGGAACAUCACAUCAACAAACAAGUUUGCGAUUGCUGCAGUGGCCCCUACGCUUUCCGUCGGGAAUGCUUCAGCGGCUUAGGAAUAGAUCCAGAAUACGUUCCUCCCCCAUUCGACCCUGCACUGUUCACCUUCCAUGCAGAUUUGUGCACCGCUAAUCAAGCCGAUCUUGAAAAGAAGAAGCAGAGGUUGCUUGUCAACAUGUAUAAACAAAAGCUCAACAUCUCAGAUGAACAACUUGUAGAAGUGAUUGUGAAGUUCACCACCAUGAAGACAGAAUGCUGCGAAGAAUCCGACCAUGAGCAAUGCUUCACAGCAAAGGGUCCAAAGCUAGUUGAAGACAUUCGUACUGCUUUUGGAGUCAACUAAACAUCCCAGCUGAGCAGUGGAAGAAUGCUACAGAUGAAGUCCAAAUAUGCCCAAGCACCCUUGAUUGAUUGAUUGAUUGAUUGUUACAUGUCAACCUUCUGACUCAAAGGAAAGAAGGAUUUGCUUCUUCCUUAACAACCAUCUUUCAUGAUGGUGUUAACAUUGAGAAUGAAUAAAGUCUUCAAACAAA
Messenger RNA from Elgaria multicarinata webbii, 2077 nucleotides. Its product is annotated as alpha-fetoprotein-like. The coding region runs from base 49 to 1887 and encodes 612 amino acids. The transcript has 15 exons. The record is from RefSeq and is a predicted model, not a curated record. Lineage: Eukaryota; Metazoa; Chordata; Lepidosauria; Squamata; Anguidae. Gene Ontology annotation, cellular component: cytoplasm; blood microparticle. Gene Ontology annotation, biological process: transport.